Molecule: messenger RNA, 2319 nt
Organism: Closterium sp. NIES-65
Lineage: Eukaryota; Viridiplantae; Streptophyta; Zygnematophyceae; Desmidiales; Closteriaceae
Source: the annotation of a GenBank genome assembly
AUGUGGCCGCAUUCGCAUGGCUUUAGUGUAGCCUUGAGGAGUUCUGGCAGCGGAAAUGAGCCGCUGUGGCGUGUACAGGGGCAGGAGCCAGUGGUAUGCAGCAAGAACACGGGACACACGAUCAGGUUCAAACUUCGGUGGGACGAUGUUGACAGCACCCACUCCGGUAACAUCUACGAGCGGUGGAUGAUGGACCGGCCUCCUCCAAAGGAUUCUUGGAGCGACUCCAAGUGUGGCUCGAAACAGUUUGAGGCUGGUUCGACUCAAGGAGAAGCAGCCUCGGGCAUGGAGGAUAUGAUAUUUGAAAGGGGGAAUGUGGAGAGUCGGUCCAACCCCUUGGAAGAGGCGAGUGGUGGGCUGGACAGUUGGGGCGGGAAAUUACUUCUGAGUCGACUCAAGAGUCGAGUGGUGGGCAGAGAAAGGAUGGUGUGUGGUCAGGACAGACACGCUACUGGCAGUGAGGCGAGAGGUGGUGGGAGGGGAGAUGGUGGGGUGAGAGAUGAUGGGAUGGGAGACGGUGGGGUGGGAGACGGUGUGGCUAUUGCUGGAAGCAGGGAUGAGUGUGUGGGCGUUGGUGGGGGUGGGAAGGGCCGGUCUGCGCUAAUGCAAGGGGAGGAGGACGAUCAGUUGGAACGGCAAGGGCAGCAGAACGAGUACGAGCAGCACCAUGGGCAGCAGUGCGGGGAGCAGGGGGAAGAUGACGAGGAGGGAAGGGAGGAACGUGAGGAGAAGGAGGAAGAGGAAUACGAGGAGGAGGGGGAGGAGGGACAUGAGGAGGACGGGGAAGGGGAGGAGUUGCAAGAGGACGAGGAGGUGUAUGAAUACAUGGGUGUGCGCUCAAGUCUCACCAUCACCCGCAGCAGCACCAUGCCCAGCCACCCCUCCUUGCACAUCCACAUCCCCACCCAGCCACAGUCAACUAUUUCAGAGCAUCCCAGUCUGCAGCUUGUUGACUCGGAGCCUAGUGCGUCUCACUAUCAUGAGCCCACAGAGACACCUAUGGAUUCGGGUGAUUAUGACUUGGACGCUGCGGCUGGUGGCAGAGCCAGAAGUGGUGCUGAUGCAGCAGCCGUGGCCAUGAUUCGUGGUGAUGCUUCAGCCUGUUCUGCUGAUGCUGCAGCAGCCUCGUCUCCACCGCCAGUUUCUCCUGCUGCUGCUGCUGCUGCUGCUGCUGCUGCUGCUGCUGCUGCUGCUGCUGCUGCUGCUGCUGCUGCUGCUGCUGCUGCUGCUGCUGCUGCUGCUGCUGCUGCUGCUGCUGCUGCUGCUGCUGCUGCUGCUGCUGCUGCUGCUGCUGCUGCUGCUGCUGCUGCUGCUGCUGCUGCUGCUGCUGCUGCUGCUGCUGCUGCUGCUGCUGCUGCUGCUGCUGCUGCUGCUGCUGCUGCUGCUGCUGCUGCUGCUGCUGCUGCUGCUGCUGCUGCUGCUGCUGCUGCUGCUGCUGCUGCUGCUGCUGCUGCUGCUGCUGCUGCUGCUGCUGCUGCUGCUGCUGCUGCUGCUGCUGCUGCUGCUGCUGCUGCUGCUGCUGCUGCUGCUGCUGCUGCUGCUGCUGCUGCUGGUGUCACAGCGCCUGCAAGCACGGGUGCUACGCCCAACACCAUCACUGCAGCCCUCUCCCUUGUAAACCCACCUCUGCCUGUUUCUGCCGCACCUGCUUCUGCCGCACCUGCUUCUGCCGCACCUGCUUCUGCCGAGGCUGCUUCCACUCUCCCUGCUUCGGGUUUCGGCCCGAGUCCGUUGGGUCAACUUGCCUCUCAUUGGAUUCACUCCAACCUUCCGCCCCACCCUGUUGCCACCCAGCCAAUCCCAGCCGUCCCAAACCUUCCAGACGUGCUGCCGAGCCUCCCGAACGCCCCUCCGAACCUCGCCAGUACGCUUCCGAACCUGGCGACCUCUGCAGCACCUGAGAUCACUUAUCCCUCCAUGUCUGACCUAAUUGCAGGGUGGUUUUCAGGUGCCAGCCCAGGUGUGACUAUGCAGCAGUGGGGCUCUAUGGGGGGACUAGGCUCAGGGAUAGGAGCAAGCCCAAAUCUGACUUUACAGCCAUGGGGUGCUUUAGGGGGGAUGGGCUUGGGAACAGGACCUAGCCCAGGUGUGACUAUGCAGCAAUGGGGUACUGUGGGAGGGAUAGGCUCAGGAAUAGGAGCUAGUCCGAGUGUGACUAUGCAGCAGUGGGGCUAUAUGGGAGGGAUGCGCCCAGGGGUAGCAGCAAGCCCAGGUGUGACUGUAACGCAGUGGGGCUCGUUUGCAGGGGGGGCUGGAAUGGGAAACGGGUUUGGAGGGCUUGGAGCGAGCCCAGGUGUUAUGGCGGGCACUUCUUGGUGA